UCGAGGAAACCAAACUGAAACCUCCCCAUUUGAGAUUUGUGUUUAGUGAACGUCAUUGUCCAGAGAAAAUAUUAAUUUAGGAAUUUCAGAAAUGUUUAGUUUUAAUAAUAUGUUUCCGGUGAUGUCGCGGCCGUUUAGCACGCACUAUUCGUGCUAUUCGGUGGUCAUGUUUCCCGGAAACGAGAGGGAAGAUGUAGAAAGGGGUGGGAAAAUUAUAAUGCCACCCUCCGCCCUGGAGCACUUGACCCGUCUCAAUAUAAGCUACCCGAUGCUUUUCAAGCUCUCGAAUAAGAAGCUGAAUAGGAUCACACACUGCGGCGUGCUUGAGUUCGUGGCUGAUGAAGGGAAAGUCUACUUGCCGCACUGGAUGAUGAGGAACCUUAUGCUUGAUGAAGGUGACAACGUACUAAUCGAGAGUGUGUCUUUGCCUGUGGCGACCUUCUCACGCUUCCAAUCUCAGACGCCCGACUUCCUCGACAUCACGAAUCCCAAGGCGGUUCUCGAGAACUGUCUCAGGAACUUCGCCUGCCUCACGACCGGGGAUAUAAUCAACAUCAAAUACAAUCAGAGGGAUUAUGAGUUGUCCGUACUCGAGACGAAACCCGGCGACGCGGUGACGAUUAUAGAAUGCGACAUGAAUGUCGAGUUUGCGGCUCCGCUCGGAUACAAGGAGCCGGUGUCGGAGAAGGCGCAGACCGAGCCGAUGGAGGCAGAGGAGGAACUCGCAGUGGAAAGCAGCAGCUUUGUCAUGUUCGGAGGCGAAGGCUACAGGCUGGAUGGCAAGCGCAAGAAAAACAGCGACAGCGACCAGUCGGUCAUCAAGAAACCGAUCCCGAGGGGCGUUCCAGACUACGACUGGCAGAUUGGGACAUUAACUUUUAUGCGGAAUGUCAAGCCGGUUGUAAAAGAUGCUGGCGAAGAGAAGGAAUCGUUCUCUCCUUUUUCAGGAAAGGGAGUCACACUCAGAUAAAGCACUGCCAACGAUCUCAAAUUUAAUUUUUUUUCUUCCCUUAGCUUAUCUGAUUCCUCUAAUGGAUAAUAUAUUUUUGGAUAUCUUUCUAUUUUCCUAAAGUUUUUUCCUGUUGUUUUUGCUGUAUCUUGUUUAACAUGAGACAUCAUGCAUUACCGGAAUUUUAAAGAGUUUUCAUUUGUCACUCGGUGGCAUUAUCUUAUU
Cimex lectularius (bed bug) is the source of this 1174-nucleotide messenger RNA. It is a transcript of the gene Ufd1-like, whose product is annotated as ubiquitin recognition factor in ER-associated degradation protein 1. Gene Ontology annotation, cellular component: VCP-NPL4-UFD1 AAA ATPase complex. Bases 92 to 970 code for a protein of 292 amino acids. The record is from RefSeq and is a predicted model, not a curated record. Gene Ontology annotation, molecular function: polyubiquitin modification-dependent protein binding. The transcript has a single exon. NCBI's taxonomy places the organism in Eukaryota, Metazoa, Arthropoda, Insecta, Hemiptera, Cimicidae.